GAGCCCAUCCAUAGAUUCAUCUCUCCUCCCUGCGUUAGGGUUCCACUCCCAUUCCUCCUCCGGCCGCCACCUCCGCAUCGACCUCCUCGGUUGCCAUGGGCACGGAUGACCACGAAUUCCGGCUGCUCACGAUCCCUACGCCCAUCCACCCCGAGGAUCCGGACUCUCCUCUUCCGGAGACCAUCCUCAUCGACUCGUUCGGCUACCUCAGCGACCGCACCAACGCCACCACUGCCAAUGGCCGCAGGAGCAGGACCGAGAAGAAGGGCAAGCGCAUCCUGGUCACCUUCUGGCCGGCUGCCCCGCCGCGCGUCUCCUGCUUCACCGUCCACUGCCCAAAUCUGAAGGCCGACGCGUACGGCAGCAUCCCCAAGGUCUGCUACACGGAGGACGGCCUCACCCUGCUCUGCAUCACCAUCUGCCCCGAGCGCCAGUACAUGUACGCCAAGAACAUCCGCUACUUCGUCUACCAGGCCGGCACCAAGAACACUCCGCCGUCGGUCAAGCUCGUCCACUCGCCCCCCGACUUCACCUUCUUCGACCACGAGGUCGCGUUGCUGCGCCGCCGCGACUAGGACAUGUUCUUCAUCGACGUGCUCCGCAGGGCCUUCGUUGAGCGGGAGUACACCGACGGGCACUUUCAUCUCCACCUGUACAGCUCCAAGACAAAGACAUGGAGCACCAAGCUGAUGCGCCUUGAUUCGCCGCCGGAUUUUGAGUUCCAUUCUCGCAACAAGGGGAUCACCAUCGGAGGGGAGCAUGGCUCUGUUGGUUGGGUCGACCUUAGGCGCGGCAUUCUCAUAUGUGACCUUCUCCUCCUUGACAGCAACCAGAGCCUUCGCUACGUCCCACUGCCUUCGCCGCUGUCGCCCGAGCCACUACAGCGUUAUCCGUUGUCUGUUCGGAACAUCGUUGUCCUCCAAGGUUACAUCAAGAAUUUCGAGAUGCACAAUAAUGUCAGACCGAGCUCAUACACUGGAAGCUCCCCGAUAUUAGAAGGUUGGAUUGCUGCAACAAAAAAGAUAAAAAUUUCAAGCAUUGGUUCUGGUAGUAACUGGGAGGAGGACUGCACUAUCAGAUGCUCUGAUGAUGUCCCAGUGGAUAACCCUGUGUAUGCCCAAAUGUUACCUAAUCCGCGGGAGGGUGAUGAUACCAAGCCAAACCUGAAGAAAAUUUGUGUAGGCUAUCCUGCUCUUAGCUUGCAUGAUGGUGAUGUUGUUUACCUCAUGCACACACCUGUUCCCCGUGAGGGUAAGGCCUGUGUGAUUGCUCUUGAUAUGAGGAACAAGACUGUAAAAGGUGUGGCUAAUUUUGGCUCUGGAAGACCCCUGGGUUAUCAUUUCACCUACCUUGAGAGUGGGAUCUCCAAGCAUCUAGGCAUUCUCUCAUCGACCAGGAAUUGAUGGCCAAAGAUAGAAAUGUUAGACUUGGGACAAAUCUAGAAUUUGAAACACAGGGAGUUGCAUGGAAUGGAAGAGAACUUGCAAGUUCCGGAAACUGGGUGUUGUAUGACAAGAAUACUCAAUACAGUCAGAAAGAGAGGGCGUGAACAAAAUUGCUAAUGCAAGUAUCGAAUGCUGCUGAAACAAAUAGGGAUGUUAAGUAAGAAGCUUGUACAGCAGGCUGCUAUGAUUGGUGUGCAGGCUGGAAAGAAGUUUGAGUUCAAAUUGUUCGAAGGCAUGGUCAAAGCCCCGGUCCAAAAAAAGCUUAAGAUGUCUUUCCUACCUCAUCCGUGAUGCGUAUGAUGUGUUGCAUUGCCAAUGGACUUGUAUUACUAAAAAUCUUCUGCAUUGUAUCGACUAUAUUUGUUGGCCGUGUG
This is a messenger RNA of Triticum aestivum (bread wheat), 1819 nucleotides long. RefSeq lists its product as uncharacterized. The coding region runs from base 579 to 1403 and encodes 274 amino acids. NCBI's taxonomy places the organism in Eukaryota, Viridiplantae, Streptophyta, Magnoliopsida, Poales, Poaceae. The transcript has 3 exons. The record is from RefSeq and is a predicted model, not a curated record.